AUGCGUUGGCAAUGGAGAGGGACCGCAGGGAGCGCGGGUUCAUCUGCACCUGCCCUCCUCUGUGUCCGUCAGCCCCGUGCAGAUGAACAUCGGGCUGCCAGAGUAAUCCUGAAGACCGGAGAUAAUGGUUUUAAUCCUAGUGGUCAAAAUGGUCUUAUAGUUGCCUGUUACCAAGGUUAUGUGGAUAUUGUAAUAGCCUUAGCACAAUGCCCUCACCUUGAUGUGAACUGGCAGGACAACGAAGGGAACACGGCUCUAAUUACAGCUGCACAAGCAGGGCACAUAACCAUUACAAACUAUUUGUUGAACUAUUUUCCUGGGCUUGAUAUUGAGAAGAGGAAUGUGUUCGGAUACACAGCACUGAUGAAAUCUGCGAUGCAGGGCCGAACCGAAUGCAUAAAAGCCUUGAUGUUGGCAGGGGCCAAUGUUCACGCGACUGACCCAAGCCGUGGACUGACUUCAUGGGAAUGGGCUUGUUACACAGGAAGAUCAGAAUGCGCCUUCAUCAUGCAAAAGCUGAUGGACAGGCCGUGCCCGGAACAGUUUUGUGAUCAAUAUAAACCAGAAUGGCCAAAGAUGAAGGAACUUCUUGCCAAGGCUGCAGAGCCAAAAAGCUGUUUGCAGAGGAUUUCUGAGUGCGUGAGGGCAGCUGUCUCCUUCCGGUCCUUCUACGGCCCGGAAGAAGACGGGGUCCUUGAUCACAUGGUGAAGGUGACAACAAGCUUGAGCAGUCCUUUCAUCGCUCUGUCGUGCCGGACGGUGUGCCCAGGCAGUCCACCUUCUGUGGGGAAACGCAGGCUGGCUGUGCAAGAAAUCCUUAGGAAGCAGAGAGCCGAGGAGAUCCGAUCUCAGGACAAAGACCACUUUAGCAGCUAUGAGAAGCUAUUUCAGAACUCCAAAGUGACGCUGAUCUCCAAGAAGAGGGACCGUCGAGCCAGCCUGCAGCCUAUCAGCCUUGCAGUCUCUCAAGUGAACACCAUAGCCACUAGAAAAGCAAGCCUCUUGCCGCUCCACCUGCUUAGACGGAGCAGCGUCCGGCCGGGAUUUGUCAUCCCCAAAGUCCGUAUCAGCAAGGCUCCUCCACCCACCUUCCAGCCAGAAAAGGCGAGAAGGAGGAGCAGUGCAAAGGAUGACCCCUAUUUGCAGAUUCCCAAAUGGAGAUACAAGGAGCUGAAAGAGGAGCGGAAGAAGGCAGAGGAACAGGAGAAGAAGAAAGCAGCAGAGGCUCAAAGGCAGAGGCAGGUGUCCCCAGCCAGAUGCAGGACCUGA
Molecule: messenger RNA, 1269 nt
Organism: Tauraco erythrolophus (red-crested turaco)
Lineage: Eukaryota; Metazoa; Chordata; Aves; Musophagiformes; Musophagidae
Source: RefSeq, a predicted model, not a curated record